This is a messenger RNA of Eubalaena glacialis (North Atlantic right whale), 329 nucleotides long. RefSeq lists its product as uncharacterized. The record is from RefSeq and is a predicted model, not a curated record. NCBI's taxonomy places the organism in Eukaryota, Metazoa, Chordata, Mammalia, Artiodactyla, Balaenidae. The coding region runs from base 120 to 311 and encodes 63 amino acids. The transcript is spliced from 2 exons.
UUGGGGCGCGAGUUGCCAGGACUGGCGGCUGCGGCUGCGUGGUGCUCGGCUUCAGGGGCCUGCGGGCGGCGGCGGACGGGGCGGCGCAGCCUGCGCAGGUGCACUAAGGCUGAAGCACUAUGAGCUUUCAGAAGUUCUGGAGAGACUACAAAGUUCUGAUUGUUAUGAUACCUCUAGUUGGGCUCAUACAUUUGGGGUGGCACAGGAUCAAAAGCAGCCCUGUCUUCCAAAUUCCUAAUAAGGAUGACCUUCCUGAGCCAGACAGUCUGGCACCCACAAGUCCUGAGAAGAACCACAUCCCAGAGAAAUAGCAGACUUGAGAGCUUCAG